CCUAUUUCCGGUGUCCGCCUGCCCUCCGCUCCGCCGCCUCCGCCACCGCCGAAGCCGCUGCGGCCGCGAUGCUGUCCCGGUCCCGCUUCGUGUCCCGGGCGUUCAGCCGCUCGCUCUCCGCCUUCCAGAAGGGGAACUGCCCUCUAGGGAGACGUUCCCUGCCUGGGAUCUCCUUAUGUCAGGGACCAGGUUACCCUGACAGCAGGAAGAUUGUCAUUAACAGCAAUAGUGACUUCAGUGUUCGCUUUUUCAGAACUACAGCUGUGUGCAAGGAUGAUGUGAUUACAGUCAAAACCCCAGCAUUUGCAGAAUCUGUCACAGAAGGGGAUGUCAGGUGGGAGAAAGCUGUUGGAGACACAGUUGCAGAAGAUGAAGUGGUUUGUGAGAUUGAAACUGACAAGACGUCUGUGCAGGUUCCAUCACCAGCAAAUGGCAUGAUUGAAGCUCUUUUGGUACCUGAUGGGGGAAAAGUAGAAGGAGGCACUCCUCUUUUCACACUCAGGAAAACUGGCGCUGCUCCUGCUAAGGCCAAGCCAGCCGAAGCUCCUGCUGCCGCAGCCCCAAAAGCAGAACCUGCAGCAUCGGCAGUUCCUCCUCCCCCUGCAGCAUCUGUACCCACUCAGAUGCCACCAGUGCCCUCGCCCUCACAACCUCUCACUAGCAAACCAGUGUCUGCUGUAAAACCCACUGCUGCCCCGCCAGUAGCUGAGCCAGGAGCUGGCACAGGUCUGCGUUCAGAACAUCGGGAGAAAAUGAAUAGGAUGCGGCAGCGCAUCGCCCAGCGUCUGAAGGAGGCUCAGAAUACCUGCGCAAUGCUUACCACUUUCAAUGAGAUUGACAUGAGUAACAUCCAGGAGAUGAGGGCUCGGCACAAAGAUGCUUUUCUGAAGAAACAUAACCUCAAACUAGGCUUCAUGUCGGCAUUCGUGAAGGCCUCAGCCUUUGCCUUGCAGGAGCAGCCUGUUGUAAAUGCAGUGAUUGACGAUACAACCAAAGAGGUGGUGUAUAGGGAUUAUAUUGACAUCAGCGUUGCAGUGGCCACGCCUCGGGGUCUGGUGGUUCCCGUCAUCAGGAAUGUGGAAACUAUGAAUUAUGCUGAUAUUGAGCGAACCAUCGGUGAACUGGGAGAGAAGGCCCGGAAGAAUGAACUUGCCAUUGAAGAUAUGGAUGGUGGUACUUUCACCAUCAGCAACGGAGGCGUUUUUGGCUCGCUCCUUGGAACGCCCAUCAUCAACCCCCCUCAGUCUGCCAUCCUGGGCAUGCAUGCCAUCUUUGAUAGGCCAGUGGUCGUGGGAGGCAAGGUGGAGGUGCGGCCUAUGAUGUACGUGGCCCUGACGUAUGAUCACCGGCUGAUCGAUGGCAGAGAGGCCGUGACUUUCCUCCGCAAAAUCAAGGCAGCGGUAGAGGAUCCCAGAGUCCUCCUAUUGGACCUGUAGGAGGAAGCCAUGCGCCCUCCACAUCAACCAUGCAGGAACUGAAAACCAGUCUUCUCCCUGUCCCCUCACGGGCCCCAGCUUAGCCUGGUGACAGACAGGCAUAUGCUGUUGUUCUCAAGCAAGGAAACCAGGGCACUAUGUAACCAGCAGUCACAGGUCUCUUCUUGGUGUUCCUGCCAGGCUCUCUCCCUCUCUGCACCGUUCUCUUACACUCGAAUAUCUGAUUUCCUUAGGCUUGAGGGAGAGAGAGCCUUAAUGGAUGCUCAUUAAUAUUCCUGCAUUUCUCCAUUAGCCCCCCGCAGAGAUGAUUUUACUUCUCCCCCAUCCAGUAUACCAUAGGGAAACUGCCGGGGACCGUGUGAUUAAGUUUCUGUCUCUUGAAAGUCUGUUCUCCAGAGACGCCUAGGAGGGUGCUGUGCCUCCCAAGCUCGGAGCAGCCUCUGUCCUGGCUGUGCACGUCCGUACUCAGUUCCACCCGUGUGGAGGUAUUGACCACAGGCCAGGAGGAGCUGCUUUGCUUCUUAAAUGGCAUCUUCAUUCUCAGCUGUCACUGACUUCAAGCUGCCUCUUCUACCUCUUCCAGGAAGCACAGGCUGGGGGAUCUGGAGGGGCAGGGGAUGGGUAGGCAGUGUUGAGGGGGGAGGACAGAUUCUGAGGUCAGAGGUUAUAAAUGAGACUGGAGCAGAGCCCAGGCCUGCCCUCACACUCUCCAUCAUAGCUUUGUACCAGCAAGACCCAUUUUGGCACAAGCACUCCCAGCUGUGGUCGUGCCGACCUUUCCAAACCACUGGGACCAUUCUACCACAUUAUUCUCAUCUAGAGCGGAUUCUAGCACAUCUUGGCAGUGAGACACAGCGUGUCACAACCAAGGGCUGGAUGGCGCCUGGUAGAGAUUGGAGUGAAGGAGGCAUCCUGUGGACUGGCUCACAUUGUCUUGAGCUUUUAAAUUCCAUUGGUUUAAGCCUGUGGGCUGAAGAGGCAGUUCUGUUCCUUCCUGUAUCAUGGCCCUUAGGGAGCAGAGAGCCUUAGCUCUUCCUCCACAGAACACAGGUCUGGGAGAGGACGGAUUGUGGUGGAAACCAGCCCAAGAUGCUAGUACACAGUGGGGAAAUGGCCGAUGUCACCUUUGAGGUACUGCCUUGGGUCUGGGCACAAUCAUUGGAAUUCUUCGGAGCAUGGUUAAAUGCACACGUCUUGUCAUGAAAGCUACUGGGCUUCAACGCUUCGUAUCCAACUGCAUCCAGGCCUGAGGCUGCUGACACUUGACACAGGGAGCUGUUUAUUUAGUGCAGGGUGCCCAUUUGUAUUUUGAGCGAAGAAGCAAGGCCUGGGGGUUGGGGGAGGGGGAGGGGGUGGGAGCCAGUACUGAGUGCCUGCAGCAUCUCCUACGUCUUCACUAUUCAGAACUUGUAACUAAAAUAUUUAAAGAAACUGAUUUUAACUGCAAAUUAAAGGGCAAAUGUUCGCAAACAGA
Molecule: messenger RNA, 2910 nt
Organism: Balaenoptera ricei (Rice's whale)
Lineage: Eukaryota; Metazoa; Chordata; Mammalia; Artiodactyla; Balaenopteridae
Gene: DLST
Product: dihydrolipoamide S-succinyltransferase
Exons: 15
Coding region: 69-1436 (455 amino acids)
Biological process (GO): tricarboxylic acid cycle
Cellular component (GO): oxoglutarate dehydrogenase complex
Molecular function (GO): dihydrolipoyllysine-residue succinyltransferase activity
Source: RefSeq, a predicted model, not a curated record